AUGGAUGGCACAGUAUCUUUAGAAGCAGAGAGUAAAUACGAAAAUCAAAGUGCAGAAAUUUCUGAUAUCGUGCCUGUACCUAAAAUAGUUCUUGAAAUAGUCACAACCUUCAACUUUCUCAUCUUUGGUGCAGUUAUCGGUCUUGUAGGAAUAAUAGGUAACAUUGUCAACAUCUUCGUGUUUUUAAAGCAAGGAUUUAAGGACCGUAUUAACAUAGCUCUAGUGGCUAUCGCGGUCAGUGACAUUGGUUCACUAAUGACAUUACAGAUGUCAAAUAUCAUGUUGAACUCAUGGUUCAUGCAGCUUGAUAUUCCAAUCGUUCAGAUGAAUUUCGUGGCAACUGUGGUGGUGUACCCACACAAUUAUUUCGUCAGAGUGUGUGGUUUUAUCACAGCCUUCGCCUCCGUCGAGAGGUGCUUGUGUGUGUUCGCUCCCUUUAAAGUUAGACUUAUCAUCACACGGAAAGUCUCUUUGUUUAUUGUAGUGUGUGUCUACGUGAUACUAAUCUUUGACCUGGUACCUGUGUAUUACAUGACCUAUUUAGACUGGAGAUUUUUCCCAGAGACCAACAGCUCAAAACUUGGCGUGCACUUUCGUGGCAACCCACGUGAUGUAUUUGGCUUCAUUUAUUUCAUCACAGAUAUAUUCCUCCCGCAUACGUCGUUUACCAUAAUUGUCAUCUCGAAUAUAAUUCUCACCGCUAAAAUGCGAAAACGAACGGGAAACAAAGUCAAACUAACGAACGCCAGCCAGAAAAUGAUGGAGAAGAUGAUCAAAAAGGACAUGAAUAUCAUCAAGAUGCUGCUAGUUGUAUCAGCUCUGUUCAUCGUUUGUCUCAUCCCACAGUCUGCCCUGAACACGGCUAUAGGAUUCUACCGAGAGUUUGGAUAUCAGUUGAAAUAUCAAGACCGGCUGAUAUUGUGUUAUAGUGUCUCCUAUCUCACAGAGACUGUAGGGUCUAGUGUUAAUAUUGUCGUCUACUAUAGGAUGAGUACGAAGUUUAGGUCCAUGUUUAAUGCUAUCUUUCUCAAAAUGUUGUAA
Molecule: messenger RNA, 1041 nt
Organism: Physella acuta
Lineage: Eukaryota; Metazoa; Mollusca; Gastropoda; Physidae
Product: FMRFamide receptor-like
Biological process (GO): G protein-coupled receptor signaling pathway
Cellular component (GO): membrane
Molecular function (GO): G protein-coupled receptor activity
Source: RefSeq, a predicted model, not a curated record